Molecule: messenger RNA, 835 nt
Organism: Trichobilharzia szidati
Lineage: Eukaryota; Metazoa; Platyhelminthes; Trematoda; Strigeidida; Schistosomatidae
Source: the annotation of a GenBank genome assembly
GCUGAUCGAUAAACUUGGAAUUACUCGAGAGUUAUUCAACGCUUGUUUAAGUGAAAGCAGACGUCAUGUUGAAUCAGAUGUCACUAACCAGCGAUGUGCAAGUGCUGAUUACACAACAAAGAAAUCACCUAUGUUUUUAAAAAGUGUAUUCUUCAAUUCCUCUUUCGAUUUAACUAAUUUAAAAACAGAUUCUACUAGUUGUAAAGUGUGCAAUUUUAUAUUGCGCAAGUUAAAUACAACACCAAUUAAACGAGAAUAUACACGUGCUUCUACUACAGAGUAUUCUACUUUUAGUAGUUUUAGUAGUAGUUUUAUGAGAAUGCCUCGAUAUGAUAGACGUUCUUCAACCAAUCCACUGAUGACUAUGUCAAAUAGUUCUCCGAAAUUAGACAAUUUAGCAUUUGGAUCAGUGUCUUUAACAGAUCGUGUUAUCAUCGGUCCACGUGGAGUUAAAUCGAAUGAUAUCUGUCGAACAUUCCCUGAUCUGAGAUUAUUUCAAUUUGGUAAUCCAUAUCAUGAAAAAUUGCAUGAUUUGUUGGCUGCAUAUAUUACUUAUAAACCUGAUGUUGGCUAUGUCCCAGGAAUGUCAUCACUGGCUGGAAUGCUUUUAAUUGUAUUGGAUAAUGUUUAUGAUGCAUUUGUAAUAUUUGCAAAUAUUUUAGCUAAACCAUGUCAGCAAGCAUUUUAUAGCUUAAAUGAAGAAAAGUUUUUAGUCUACGUGAAUGCUUUUGAUAAAUUAUUUGCUGAAUAUCUGCCUCAUUUGUAUGCACACAUUAAAGCAGUUGGAUUUGAGACAAAUAUGUUUCUAUUCGAUUGGUUUUUUACUAUAUUUAGG